This is a messenger RNA of Cryptomeria japonica (Japanese cedar), 7104 nucleotides long. Its product is annotated as DExH-box ATP-dependent RNA helicase DExH12. Gene Ontology annotation, molecular function: nucleic acid binding; ATP hydrolysis activity; ATP binding. The record is from RefSeq and is a predicted model, not a curated record. Lineage: Eukaryota; Viridiplantae; Streptophyta; Pinopsida; Cupressales; Cupressaceae. Gene Ontology annotation, cellular component: nucleus. Bases 301 to 6822 code for a protein of 2173 amino acids. The transcript has 3 exons.
UUGAAUGAAAUAUUUGAAUUUUUAAUCGGUUUAUUCAAACGAAAUUUAUAAUCCUUACCGACCUACUUCCAUUUUAUAUCACAAUCCUUGCUCAGGGAAACUCAGGAACGCUGCCUUCUUCCAUUUUAUAUCACAAACCCUACACAGAGUAACUCAUCAGGAACGCUUCCUCCUUCCAUUUUAUAGCACAAACCCUACUCAGAGCAACUCAUCAGGAACGCUAUGCAGAGCUCGGCCACGAAACCCUAAUCAGGUUUUUGCCUUAUGUUUUUCUUUGGAUUUUGAUUAAAAACAGAAGAAAUGGCACAUCUCGGGGGAGGUGCCGAAGCCCAUGCGCGUUUCAAGCAGUAUGAGUACAGGGCGAAUUCCAGUUUAGUUUUAACUACAGAUUCCCGGCCCCGUGAUACUCAUGAGCCUACAGGAGAGCCUGAGUCCCUGUGGGGAAAGAUCGACCCGAAGAAUUUUGGUGAUAGGGUUUACCAUGGGAAACCCCCUGAACUGGAGGAAAGAAUUAAAAAGGCUAAGAAGAAGAAAGAGAGAGAAAAACCUGCCUUGGAUGCGGCCGUGCCCAAGAGGGAUACUAAGAGAAGGCGAGUCCAGGAAGAGAGUGUUUUGUCUAUUGCUGAUGAUGGCAUUUACAGGCCCAAGACCAAGGAGACCCGAGCUGCUUAUGAGGCACUUCUCAGCACUAUACAACAGCAGUUCGGUGACCAACCACAGGACAUCUUGAGAGGUGCUGCUGAUGAAGUGUUGGCUGUCUUGAAGAACGACAAGAUUAAGGACCUUGAUAAGAAGAAGGAGAUUGAGAAACUUCUCAAUUCUUUGUCCUCUCAGCAUUUUGCACAGCUUGUUUCUAUCGGUAAGCUCAUUACUGAUUACCAGGAUGCUGGCGAAGCAGGAACAGGUGUGGGAGCAGCUGCUGGGGAAGCCCUUGAUGAUGAUAUUGGUGUGGCUGUUGAGUUUGAGGAGGAGGAAGAGGACGAGGAUAGCGAUUUGGAUCAAGUGCAGGAAGAUAGUGAUGCCGAGGAUGAUGAUGAUGGGCAGGAUGCAAGUAAGACGGAAGCUAUGCAAAUGGGUGGUAUUGAUGACGAUGACAUGGAAGAAGCAGAUGAAGGAUUAAAUGUGCAGGACAUAGAUGCUUAUUGGCUUCAGCGCAAAAUCUCUCAGGCUUUUGGUGUAAUUGAUCCUCAGCAUAGCCAGAAACUUGCUGAAGAUGUUUUGAAGAAAUUGGCAGAGGGCGAUGUUCUUGAUGUGGAGAACAAGCUGGUGAUGCUUUUGGAUUACGAGAAGUUUGAUCUUAUUAAAUUGCUUUUGCGUAACAGGCUCAAGAUAGUUUGGUGUACACGGCUGGCCAGGGCAGAGGAUCAGAAAGAAAGGAAGAAGAUAGAAGAUGAAAUGAUGGGAGAGCCUGCACUUGCUGCUAUUCUUGAACAGUUGCAUGCUACAAGGGCCACCGCCAAGGAACGGCAGAAGAAUCUAGAACGAAGCAUCCGCGAGGAAGCUAGGAAAUUAAGAGAUGAGGGCGUAGAUGGAGAGAGGACAAGGGAACGGCGGGUAGAUAGAGAAAUGGAGAAUAGUUGGUUGAAAGGUCAGCGUCAGAUGCUGGAUCUUGAUAGCAUUUCAUUCCAUCAAGGGGGGCUGCUGAUGGCAAACAAGAGGUGUGAGCUACCUCCAGGUUCUCUUAGGAUAACAAAGAAAGGUUACGAGGAAGUUCAUGUCCCUCCUUUGAAGGCAAAACCCCUCGCAGAAGGGGAAGAACUUGUCAAGAUAUCGGACAUUCCAGAUUGGGCGGAGCCUGCAUUCAGGGGAAUGAAGCAACUGAACAGGGUGCAGAGCAGAGUGUAUGAAACUGCACUAUUUACUGCUGAGAAUUUGCUUCUGUGUGCACCCACAGGCGCUGGUAAGACUAAUGUGGCAUUGUUAACCAUACUUCAACAGAUUGCUCUCAAUAGGAAUGCUGAUGGUUCCAUUGAUUUGAAUAAGUUCAAGAUUGUUUAUGUGGCACCCAUGAAAGCAUUAGUUGCAGAGCUAGUUGGUAACUUGUCUCACCGGUUACAGUCUUAUGGGAUUUCUGUAAGGGAACUUUCAGGAGAUCAGACAAUGUCUCGUCAACAAAUAGAGGAAACACAGAUAAUUGUCACCACUCCUGAAAAGUGGGAUAUUAUCACCCGAAAGUCUGGGGACAGAACUUACACUCAGCUUGUGAAACUUCUGAUUAUUGACGAGAUUCAUCUUUUACAUGACAAUAGAGGACCGGUGCUGGAAAGUAUUGUGGCUCGGACAGUUAGGCAAAUUGAGACUACCCAAGAAAUGAUACGGUUGGUGGGGCUGUCCGCAACAUUGCCAAACUAUGAGGAUGUUGCCCUGUUACUAAGAGUCGACAAGUCAAAAGGGUUGUUUCAUUUUGAUAAUAGUUACAGACCUUGUCCACUUGCUCAGCAAUAUAUUGGUAUCACGGUUAAGAAACCACUCCAGAGGUUUCAGCUUAUGAAUGAUGUGUGUUAUGAAAAGGUGAUGACAGCUUCUGGCAAGCAUCAAGUUUUGAUCUUUGUACAUUCCAGGAAAGAAACGGCAAAAACAGCCCGAGCCAUAAGAGAUACAGCGCUUGCCAAUGAUACCCUUGGACGGUUUCUCAAAGAAGAUAGUGCCAGCCGAGAAAUUCUUCAAACGGAGACUGAUAGAGUGAAAAGCAGUGACCUGAGAGACCUUUUGCCUUAUGGAUUUGCAAUACACCAUGCAGGGAUGGCCAGGGCAGAUCGAACUCUGGUAGAAGAUCUUUUUUCUGAUAGGCAUAUUCAGGUUUUGGUAUCAACUGCCACACUCGCAUGGGGAGUAAAUCUCCCUGCACAUACUGUUAUUAUAAAAGGAACUCAAAUUUACAAUCCUGAGAAAGGUAUGUGGACUGAGCUUAGUCCCUUAGAUGUCAUGCAGAUGCUUGGUCGAGCUGGAAGGCCACAGUAUGAUUCCCAUGGUGAAGGAAUAAUAUUAACAGGUCACAGUGAGCUGCAAUAUUAUCUAUCACUUAUGAAUCAGCAAUUACCGAUUGAGAGCCAAUUUAUCUCAAAAUUAGCAGAUCAUUUAAAUGCAGAAAUUGUUCUAGGUACAGUUCAAAAUGCAAGAGAGGCGUGCACGUGGUUGGGAUACACUUAUCUUUACAUUCGCAUGCUACGAAAUCCUGUUCUAUAUGGUCUAUCUGCUGAUGCUUUAGAUAAAGACAAUACGUUAGAAGAAAGAAGGGCAGACUUGAUACAUUCGGCCGCAACUAUCUUGGACAAAAAUAAUUUGGUGAAAUAUGAUCGGAAAAGUGGAUAUUUCCAGGUUACCGAUCUUGGACGGAUAGCCAGUUAUUAUUACAUCACUCAUGGGACAAUGUCUACUUAUAAUGAGCACUUGAAGCCAACAAUGGGUGAUAUUGAGCUAUGCCGAUUGUUUUCGUUAAGUGAAGAGUUUAAAUAUGUGUCUGUAAGAGAAGAAGAGAAGAUGGAACUUGCAAAGCUCUUAGAUCGUGUUCCUAUUCCAGUGAAGGAGAGUUUGGAGGAGCCAAGUGCUAAGAUCAAUGUUUUGCUCCAGGCUUACAUUUCACAGCUUAAGCUUGAAGGUCUUUCCCUCACAUCGGAUAUGGUGUUUAUUACUCAGAGUGCAGGCCGCCUCCUGAGAGCACUUUUUGAGAUUGUAUUAAAAAGAGGAUGGGCUCAGUUAACAGAGAAAGCACUUAAUCUAUGCAAGAUGGUUGGAAAGCGCAUGUGGAGUGUUCAAACUCCACUCCGGCAAUUCAAAGGUAUUCCGAAUGACAUCUUGACCAAAAUUGAGAAGAAAGAUUUAGCUUGGGAUCGGUAUUAUGAUCUUUCAGCCCAGGAGAUUGGAGAGCUCAUUCGUUUUCCAAAGAUGGGAAAAUCCAUUCAUAAAUUUGUUCAUCAGUUUCCAAAGUUGGAUCUUUCUGCCCAUGUACAACCAAUAACACGUACAGUAUUGAAGGUGGAACUAACAAUCACUCCAGAUUUUCAGUGGGAUGAGAAAAUUCAUGGAUAUGUUGAACCUUUCUGGAUUAUAGUGGAAGACAAUGAUGGCGAAUUUAUACUCCAUCACGAGUAUUUUAUGUUGAAGAUGCAGUAUGUGGAAGAUGAUCAUAACCUUAGCUUCACUGUCCCAAUACAUGAACCUCUUCCACCCCAGUAUUUUAUUCGUGUCGUCUCUGACAAAUGGCUAGGAUCACAGACUGUUUUGCCAGUUUCAUUUAGACAUCUUAUUCUGCCAGAGAAAUAUCCACCUCCAACUGAAUUGCUGGAUUUGCAGCCACUUCCUGUAUCAGCAUUAAGAAAUCCUUCAUAUGAAGCUUUGUAUCAGCAGUUCAGGCACUUCAAUCCUAUUCAAACCCAGGUAUUUACAGUUUUAUAUAACUCAGAUGAUAAUGUUUUGGUGGCGGCACCCACUGGAAGUGGUAAGACUAUUUGUGCUGAGUUUGCUUUGCUGCGACUGCAUCAAAAAGGUGUAGAGAGUACAUUUCGAUGUGUUUACAUUGCACCUGUAGCAGCACUUGGAAAGGAAAAAUAUUAUGAAUGGGAGCAGAAGUUUGGGAAAGGUCUGGGAUGGAAAGUAGUUGAACUGACAGGUGAGACUGCAACUGAUUUGAAGCUACUUGAGAAAGGUCAGAUUGUUAUAAGUACACCUGAGAAAUGGGAUGCUUUGUCUCGCAGAUGGAAACAACGUAAACAGGUGCAGCAAGUUAGCUUAUUUAUCGUGGAUGAACUUCAUUUAAUUGGUGGAGAGGGUGGUCCCAUCUUGGAAGUAAUUGUUUCUAGAAUGAGGUAUAUUUCAAGUCAAAUUGAAAACCGUAUUCGCAUUGUUGCUCUUUCUACUUCACUUGCAAAUGCUAAGGAUCUUGGUGAGUGGAUUGGAGCUACUGCACAUGGGCUUUUUAAUUUCCCCCCUGGUGUCCGCCCUGUACCAUUAGAGAUUCAUAUUCAGGGUGUUGAUAUAGCCAACUUUGAAGCUCGAAUGCAGGCGAUGACCAAGCCAACUUACACAUCGAUAAUUCAGCAUGCAAAGGGAGGCAAACCAGCUCUAGUGUUUGUGCCAACAAGAAAACAUGCACGGCUUACUGCCCUUGAUUUGUUAACUUAUUCUAAUGCAGAUGGUGGGGAGAGAUCCCAAUUUCUUCAAUUUACUGAAGAAGAUUUGAAACCUUUCAUUGCCAAAGUGAAAGAACCUACUUUGAGCCAUGCAUUAUCUAAUGGAAUUGGGUAUUUACAUGAAGGUCUCACUUUGGUAGAACAGGAACUUGUAGCCCAGUUGUUCAGUGCAGGGGCAAUUCAGGUGUGUGUUGCAAGCAGUUCAAUGAGUUGGGGGUUGUCUUUGUCAGCACAUUUGGUUGUUGUCAUGGGUACACAGUAUUAUGAUGGACGGGAAAAUGCUCACACAGACUAUCCUAUUACUGAUCUUCUCCAAAUGAUGGGGCGUGCCAGUAGACCUCUGCUUGAUAAUGCUGGAAAAUGUGUAAUUUUAUGCCAUGCACCUCGUAAAGAAUAUUAUAAAAAGUUCUUAUAUGAGCCAUUUCCUGUUGAGAGUCAUCUUGAUCACUUUCUCCAUGAUCAUAUCAAUGCUGAAGUUGUUGUGGGCACUAUUGAAAGUAAGCAGGAUGCUGUAGACUAUCUUACUUGGACAUUUUUCUAUCGAAGACUCACACAGAAUCCAAAUUACUAUAAUCUUCAGGGUGUCAGCCAUAGGCAUUUGUCAGAUCACCUUUCUGAGAUUAUAGAGAGCACAUUAAGUGAUUUGGAAUCAAGCAAAUGUGUUGCCAUAGAAGACGAUAUGUAUCUUUCUCCUUUGAACCUAGGGAUGAUAGCAUCUUAUUACUACAUUAGCUACACCACCAUUGAACUCUUUAGCUCAUCCUUGACUGCAAAGACAAAACUGAAGGGGCUUCUUGAAAUUCUUGCUUCUGCUUCAGAGUAUUCACAGCUUCCCAUACGGCCAGGUGAAGAAGAAACUAUAAGAAAAUUGAUAAAUCAUCAAAAGUUUGCUGUCGACAAACCAAAAUAUACUGAUCCACAUGUAAAGGCAAAUGCAUUGUUGCAAGCCCACUUCUCAAGGCAUGUCAUAGCUGGCAACCUAGCACUAGAUCAGCGAGAAGUGCUUCUUUCUGCAAACCGUCUUCUUCAGGCUAUGGUGGAUGUUAUUUCCAGUAAUGGCUGGUUGAAUCCAGCUCUUGCAGCAAUGGAAUUGAGCCAAAUGGUUACACAAGGUCUCUGGGACCGUGAUUCUGUCCUGUUGCAGCUUCCACAUUUCACCAAGGAACUUGCUAAGAAAUGCCAUGAAAAUCCAGGGAAAAGCAUAGAAACUGUUUUUGAUUUAGUUGAGAUGGAGGAUGAUGAAAGGCGUGAAUUGUUACAGAUGACAGAUUCACAGCUGUUAGACAUUGCUCGUGUUUGUAAUCGCUUCCCAAACAUUGAUCUGGCAUAUGAUAUAGUUGAGAGUGAUGAUGUGAGGGCUGGAGAAAAUGUAACAGUGCAGGUCACUCUAGAAAGAGAUCUUGAAGGUAGGCAGGAGUUAGGUCCAGUUGAUGCACCGAGGUAUCCCAAAGCAAAGGAAGAAGGUUGGUGGUUAGUAAUUGGGGAUUUAAAAAGCAAUCAGUUGCUGGCCAUUAAGAGGGUAUCACUCCAGAGGAAGACUAAAGUCAAGCUUGAGUUUACUGCACCUUCAGAGCUUGGAGAGAAGACAUAUACACUAUAUUUCAUGUGCGAUUCAUAUCUUGGGUGUGAUCAAGAGUACAAUUUCACAAUCAAUGUGAAAGAAGCAGAGGAUGAAGAAGAUGCAAAGGAAUGAAUGUUAUUUACCAAUUACCACAGCUGUACAAUUUUUCAUAAAGCUGACUCCCCAUAUAUGCAAGAUUGUAGGUCUGUACUAGUAAUUUUAGUUCAAAAUUCCGGAUACAUUCCGGAUACUAGCUUCUAUUUUGUUUAAUUGGUUGAAAUUCACUUCGUAACUCAUAAACUUUGUAGAUCAAGUGCAAAUUCACACUUGAUGUGAUUAAAAGUUUUACUACACAAUGAAGUAAAGCAUAAAUUUGUAGUUGAUACAAGAAUACUAUAUACGUAUUUUCCAGUA